Molecule: messenger RNA, 459 nt
Organism: Suillus subaureus
Lineage: Eukaryota; Fungi; Basidiomycota; Agaricomycetes; Boletales; Suillaceae
Exons: 1
Coding region: 1-459 (152 amino acids)
Source: RefSeq, a predicted model, not a curated record
AUGAUCCAAGACAUCGUGGAGGAGGUGUUGGUGUCUUUCGGAAAUUUCCGGCCAGUGUGCCGUCUUACAUCAUCUCCCGCCGUCGUGCCCGCCUCUCGUCAGCCAGCGAGCACAUCAGCGACGAUAGCCAACACUCAAGACGUGGGUCUGUUCCUACCAUCUAGUAUUCCGAGUCCACCGACAACAACUGAACCGUGUCCACCACUUGACCAGCCAACGGAUGUUGGCGCCCUCUAUGACGCCUUACAAACACACCACGAGCUUGCACAGAUGCUCGCGGUCGCUUCUCAACCUUAUCGCUUCAUUCGUCGUACACACUUAUUCAAGGACGACAUCUGCUUGCUGCAGCCUCGCACAGUGCCUUUGAGCAUCGCUCCUGACUUGCUAUCACCAGUCAUCAUUAUUCAUAACAUUUCUCGCUCAGUCGUUCGCUAUAUCAUCCGAAGCAGUGCAUUAUGA